AUGGAUUUCCUGAAUUUGUUUUCUGAAGAAUUCUUACUCAAAGAACUAAAUACGAUUAAUAAAAAAGUAGCUGUACUUACUGGCCCUCUAGGAGCUGGAAAAACAACUCUUUUAGAAAAUAUAAUAUUGUCGCGAAAGUUGACUGAUUAUAGUUGCUCCCGACUGACAUGGAUAAUAAAUAUAGAAUUAUCAAAAGCAGCAGAGUAUCUACAAAAUAAAAGUUCGAAUCUCAGUCUUUUAGGAUUGUUAAGCUACAGUGAAGAUACUAGAGGUAACUUCGAAAUACAGGCUUUAAAAUCUAUUGAGAAGAUUAUCGUAAUCGAUGGAAUAGACGAAAAUAAUUCAGAGUACAUUCAUGAAGUGCAAGAUUUGAUUGAUGCAUCAAAUUUAGAGAAUCUGAACGUUUUAUUAGUAAUAAUGGCCUGCAGGAACUACGAUUUUAUCUUUCGAAAUAAGCCUGACGUGGAAACAAUUGUGGUAGAGCCGUUUAAUGAAAAAGAUCAAGAGAUUUUUUUUGAGAAUAUUGUUGUAAGAGAUGCUUUUGGUACUUACUUAACAAAAACAAGAAAGUUUGCUGCUAGCAAGAGCCUUCCACGCGAAUUACAAGAACUUUUCAAUACUGAUAUAUCCCCCUCUAUAAAUACAUCGAUGCUUUCAAUUGGAAUAUUCGAAGAAAAAAAUGGAGCAUUUAAAUUUAUUCACAAAAGUUUUGAAGAGUACUUUGCCGCCGAAUACAUUUGGAAUUGUCUCAGUCAUAAACGUAUUAGCGACUCUAUACUUUUAGCUCUUCUUAACAAACUUUUCCUUAAUUCACAGUAUGCCGGUGUAUCUGGAUUCUUUGAAGAAAUUCUCAUUACCAAAAUAUCAGAUAGAGGUCUCAAGAAGAUUAGUAAAGAGUUUGGUCAGGCACUUAGUGAACAAAGAUGGGUAGAAAGUAUAUCACUUUUAGUAUUUCAAGGCUAUUUUAAUAUUGUCAAAUUUGUAUUUCACGAAUACGAUGGUUUUUCCAAGGUUAUUAAUCAUAGGGGUACUUCUGGUGAAACGGCAUUGCACCUAUCUGCUCACUAUCCACAUCUUGUGAAGUACUUAGUAGAAAAAGGUGCUGAAAUAAACUGCAUUGAUGAAAAUGGACUGACUGUAUUUCAUUAUAUUAUAAUGAUGUGCUGGGACUCAGACAAAUACAAAAUAUAUUUUAAUAUGAUCUUUGAAAAAAUGAAAUAUCGGGAGAAUUUUAAAACAAUAACAUUUUUUGAUGAGUACUUAAAACUUAUACGGAAGGAUCAGCAAAAAGGAAUUCGGUGUAAGGUAGAAUAUGAUGUUAUUCUUGACUUGAUUGAUUAUUUAACAGAUCUUGGAUUGGAUUUAAGCGUUAAAGAUAAAGAUGAAGAUACAUCUGUUCAUUGGGCUGCACAAGCAGGUUUUCUUACUUUACUUAAAACACUGAUAACAAAAUAUAAACUGGAAUAUACGGCUGUUGAUAAAAAUGGAGAUACACCGCUUCAUUAUGCUUGCCAGUUUGACUCUCUUGAUAUAAUGGAAUACUUCGAACAAAGCGAGUUACUUUGUGUGAAUAAUUCUUCACUUGUUUCUUCUUAUAAACCUCCAAAAACGGUAAAAUUAUUAAAUCGGGUGGAUCAACAGACUGAAAGCUUAUUACUUAAAAAUAAAUAUUUGAAUUUAAGUGCUGUAAACACAGACGGAGAAAGUCCUAUACACAGAGCUGCUUCAGGAAAUGCUGUCAAUAUAUUAAUUUGUCUAAUUAAUAAGUAUAAAUUAAAUCCAAAACUAGUUGACAACUACGGAUAUACACCUCUUCAUGAAGCAGCUUCCACUAAUUCCUUGGAAGCUUUUACAUUUUUAUUAGAGACUGCUCAAUUGGACAUUAACGACUGCAACAACAAAGGUAAUUCUGUUUUACAUAGCGCAGCAGGUGGAAAUGCUAUAAAAAUAAUCAAAUAUCUUUAUUCAAAAGAUAAAUACAGACAUAUCUUUGAACAAAAAAAUAACGAUGGUGAUACAAUCAUCCAUAGUGCAGCGAGGGGAGAUGCUGCAGAUGCUUUAACAUAUUUAAUUUUUACUUGUAAGUUAGCUUGUGAUAUUCCUGACAAAUACGGCAAUACUCCUGCCCAUGAUGCAGCUAAAAACAAUUCUCUUAAUGCUCUAAUAAUUUUGGAAAACAACAAAGUAAACUUAACUGCUAAAAAUAAGAGAGGUGUUAGUUUAUUACACAGGUCAGCUUCUAGCAACGCAAUAGAUGUAAUUAAACAUUUAACUAUGGGACUUAAUAGAAAUACUAAUGCAGAAACAAAGCUAAAUCUGGUAGAUAAUUACGGAAAUACACCUUUGCAUUCAGCAGCUUCACACGAUGCAUUAAAAGCUUUUAAGUAUUUGUUAACUCAGGCCAAACUUGAUGUUAAUCAAUGCAACGAACGUGGUGAGUCAGUCGUUCAUAAGGCUGCGUAUGAAAAUUCUAUGAAUGUGCUUAAGUUUCUGAUGGAUGACAAUAAACUAUGCCCAAAAUUAGAGGACGAAUUCGGUAAUACACCUCUUCAUGAUGCGGCUUAUAAUGACUCACUAGAAGCAUUCAAAUUGCUGCUUCAGUCUGAGAAAAUAGAUGUUAAUGACUGCAACAAUACAGGUGAUACCGUGCUUCACAAAGCUGCAUACGGAAAUGCAACAAAAAUAAUUGAAUACUUACAUUCAGAGCCUGAUUACGUACAUUUAUUUCAUAUUAAAAAUAAAAUGAAACAAACUGCCUUGCACAAAGCUAGUAAAAACAAUUCUGUAGAGGCUUUAACUUUUUUAGUUAGCCAUUAUCAGUACCUCGUUGAUGUUUUAGAUGAAAAUGGCAAUACUCCUCUUCAUGAAGCAUAUUUCUACGAUUCAUUAGAAAGUUUUAAAUUUUUAUUACAAUACACAAAAUUGGAUAAUAAUACAUGUUGUAAACAAAAUGGUCAAACGGUUUUACACAUAGCUGCUGGUCGAAACUCUAUGAAAGUGCUUAAGUUUCUUAUAGAUGACUAUAAACUAAAACCAAAGCUAGUUGAUGAAAAUGGUAAUACGCCUCUCCAUAUUGCGGCUGUGAAUGACUCACUAGAAGCAUUCAAGUAUCUGGUUCAAUCGGAGGAAAUUAAUGUUAAUGAUUGCAACAAUAUGGGUAAUAACGUGCUUCACUACGCUGCAUAUGGAAAUUCAACAAAAAUAAUUGAAUACCUACACUCAGAACCUGCUUACGCAUGUUUAUUUAAUAUUAAAAAUAACAUGAAACAAUCUGUCUUGCACGCAGCUUGUAAAAGAAAUUCUGUAGAAGCGUUAACCUUCUUAAUCGACAGUUAUCCGUGCCUCAUUAAUAGUGUAGAUAAAGAUGGCAAUACUCCUCUUCAUGAAGCAGCUCUCUACGAUUCAUUAGAGAGUUUUAAAUAUUUAUUAAGACGCACAAAAUUAGAUACUAAGACAUGUAACCAUCGAGGUCUAACUAGUUUACACAUAGCUGCUGCUAGAAACUCUAUGAAUGUUCUUAAGUUUCUUAUAAAUGACUAUAAACUAAGCCCAAAUUUAUCUGAUGAAGAUAGUAGUACGUCUCUCCAUAUUGCGGCUGUAAAUGGAUCACUAGAAGCAUUCAAAUAUCUGCUUCAAUCCGAGAAAAUUGAUGUUAAAGAUUGCAACAAUAGAGGAGAUACCGUGCUUCACUGGGCUGCAUACGGAAAUGCCACAAAAAUAAUUGAACACCUACAGUCAGAACCUGCUUACGCAAAUUUAUUUAAUUUUACAAAUAAAAUGAAACAAACUGCCUUGCAUAGAGCGAGUCAAGGGAAUGCUGUACAAGCUUUAUCCUUCUUAGUCAACAAUUAUCCGCACCUCAUUAAUGUUGUAGACGAAAAAGGCAAUACUCCUCUUCACGUCGCAGCUUCCAAUGACUCAUUAGAAAGCUGUAAAUAUUUAUUACAAUGCCCACAAUUGGAUAUUAAGACAUGUAACCAAAAGGGUGAAACUGUUUUACACAUUGCUGCGUGUGAAAACUCUACGAAAAUUCUUAAAUAUCUAAUUGAUGAGUGUAAUAUGAGUCCAACUCUGGUUGAUAUUCAUGGGGAUACACCACUCCAUGUUGCAGCUUUUAACAACUCCCUUGGAGCUUUCACCGAUUUGUUAAAGACUGAAAAAUUAAAUAUUAACGAUUGCAAUGAUAAAGGUGAUACCGUUCUACACAAAGCUGUACGUGGGAAAGCCAUAAGAAUAAUUGAAGUUAUAUUUAAAAGUUUCAUGCAGUGA
Molecule: messenger RNA, 4269 nt
Organism: Diabrotica virgifera virgifera (western corn rootworm)
Lineage: Eukaryota; Metazoa; Arthropoda; Insecta; Coleoptera; Chrysomelidae
Product: serine/threonine-protein phosphatase 6 regulatory ankyrin repeat subunit B-like
Exons: 2
Coding region: 1-4269 (1422 amino acids)
Biological process (GO): protein localization to ciliary inversin compartment
Cellular component (GO): ciliary inversin compartment
Molecular function (GO): protein binding
Source: RefSeq, a predicted model, not a curated record